AUGACCCCCCUCAGUCCUGAGCAAGCUGAGGCAAACAAGACCUCUCCUCCCUGGGUCGCCAGCUUCCUGACCCUCGAACUACAACAAAAUUGCUCCUCCCUGGGUCAGCAGCUCCACAACCCUCAAACUACAACAAGACCUCUCCUCCCCGGGUCGCCAGCUUCUGGACCCUCAAACUACAACAAAAUUGCUCCUCCCUGGGUCGGCUGCUCCACAACCCUCAAACUUGAACAAGACUUCUCCUCCUCGGGUUGCCAGCUUCCAGACCCUCAAAUUACAACAAAAUUGCUCCUCCCUGGGUCUGCAGCUCCACGACCCUCAGACCAGAACAAGACCUCUCCUCCCUGGGUCACCAGUUUCCAGACCCUCGAACUACAAGAAAAUUGCUCCUCCCUGGGUUGGCAGCUCCAUGACCCUCAAACUCCAAUAAGACUUCUCCUCCCUGGGUCGCCAGCUUCCGGACUCUCGAAUUACAACAAAAUUGCUCCUCCCUGGUUCGGCAGCUCCACGACCGUCAAACUAGAACAAGACCUCUCCCCGCUGGGUUGCCAGCUUUCUGACCCUCGAACUAAAACAACAUUGCUCCUGCCUGGGUCUGCAGCUCCAUUACCCUCAAACUCGAACAAGACCUCUCCUCCCUGGGUCGCCAGCUUUCUGACCCUCGAACUACAGCAAUGUUGCUCCUCCCUGGGUCAGCAGCUCCACGACCCUCAGACUCAAACAAGACUUCUCUUCCGCGGGUUGUCAGCUACCGGACUCUCGAAUUACAACAACAUUGCUCCUCCCUGGGUCAGCAGCUCCACGACCCUCAGACCAGAUCAAGACCUCUCCUCCCUGGGUCACCAGCUUCCAGACCCUCGAACUACAACAAAAUUGCUCCUCCCUGGGUUGGCAGCUCCACGACCCUCAAACUCCAACAAGACUUCUCCUCCCCGGGUUGCCAGCUGCCGGACCCUCAAAUUACAACAACAUUGCUCCUCCCUGGGUCAGCAGCUCCACGACCCUGAAACUAGAACAAGACCUCUCCUCCCUGGGUCACCAGCUUUCUGACCCUCGAACUAUAACAACAAUGCUGCUGCCUGAGUCUGCAGCUCCACGACCCUCAAACUAGAACAAGACGUCUCCUCCCUAAGUCUCCAGCUUCCGGAUCCUCGAAUUGCAACAACGUUGCUCCUGCCUGCGUCUUCAGCUCCACAAAAACCAAGCUAGAACAAGACCUCUCCUCCCUGGGUCGCCAGCUUCCUGACCCAUGAAUUACCACAAAAUUGUUCCUACCUGGGUCGGCAGCUCCACGACCCUCAAAUUAGAACAAGACCUCUCCUCCCUGGGUCGCCGGCUUCCAGACCCUCGAUCGAACUACAACAAAAUUGCUCCUCCCUGGGUCACCAGCUUUCUGACCCUCGAACUAUAACAACAAUGCUGCUGCCUGAGUCUGCAGCUCCACGACCCUCAAACUAGAACAAGACGUCUCCUCCCUAAGUCUCCAGCUUCCGGAUCCUCGAAUUGCAACAACGUUGCUCCUGCCUGGGUCUUCAGCUCCACAAAAAUCAAGCUAGAACAAGACCUCUCCUCCCUGGGUCGCCAGCUUCCUGACCCUCAAACUACAACAAAAUUGCUCCUCCCUGGGUCAGCAACUCCACGACCCUCAAACUACAACAAGACCUCUCCUCCCUGGGUCGCCAGCUUCUGGACCCUCAAACUACAACAAAAUUGCUCCUCCCUGGGUCGGCUUCUCCACAACCCUCAAACUUGAACAAGACGUCUCCUCCUCGGGUUGCCAGCUUCCAGACCCUCAAAUUACAACAAUAUUGCUCCUCCCUGGGUCUGCAGCUCCACGACCCUCAGACUAGUACAAGACCUCUCCCUGGGUCACCAGCUUCCAGACCCUCGAUCGAACUACAACAAAAUUGCUCCUUGCUGGGUCAGCAGCUCCACGACCCUGAAACUAGAACAAGACUUCUCCUCCCUGGGUCGCCAGCUUCCUGACCCUUGAACUACAACAAAAUUGCUCCUCGCUGGGUCAGCAGCUCCACGACCCUGAAACUAGAACAAGACUUCUUCUCCCCAUGUUGCCAGCUACUGGAACCUCGAAUUACAACAACAUUGCUCCUGCCUGGGUCUGCAGCUCCACGACCCUCAAACUCGAACAAGACCUCUCCUCCCUGGGUCGCCAGCUUUCUGACCCUCGAACUACAGCAAUGUUGCUCCUGCCUGGGUCUGUGCUCCACGACCCUCAAACUAGAACAGCAGCACCAGCUGCUUCCUGGACUUCCAGCUCAAUGACUCUCAGACUUCAAAGGCAGCAAUGGCUCCACCCCCAGGCUCCAGCUCCAACACCCUCAGAUCUGAGCAGCGGCAGCACCAGCUCCUUUCUGGGUCUUCUUUUUCACGAUCCUUAAAUUAGAACAGCAGCACCAUCUUCUCCCUGGGUCUCCAGCUCCACGAAACUCAAGCUAGAAUAGCAGCACCGGCUCCUCUGGGAUCUUCAGCUCCACGACCCUAAGACAUCAGUGGCAGCACCGGCUCCUCCCCUGGGCUCCAGCUCCAGGACCCUCAAACUUGAACAGAAUCACCAGCUCCUCCCCAGGCCUCCAGCUCCUUGACCCUCAUAAACAAUCCCUUCUUAUGAAAUGUAGCAGUCAGGAAAACUGUAGAGGAAGUAAAUAAAUAAAUGGUUUCCUUUCAAA
Messenger RNA from Gorilla gorilla gorilla (western lowland gorilla), 2687 nucleotides. RefSeq lists its product as uncharacterized. The coding region runs from base 1 to 1050 and encodes 349 amino acids. Lineage: Eukaryota; Metazoa; Chordata; Mammalia; Primates; Hominidae. The transcript has 3 exons. The record is from RefSeq and is a predicted model, not a curated record.